This is a messenger RNA of Peromyscus maniculatus bairdii (prairie deer mouse), 3052 nucleotides long. RefSeq names its product mucin-17. The record is from RefSeq and is a predicted model, not a curated record. Lineage: Eukaryota; Metazoa; Chordata; Mammalia; Rodentia; Cricetidae.
CUCACCUCAAUCCUCAGCCGUGCGUUUCUCCCGUCAACUCUGUCCUCUCCGGCUCCUUUUCCCAGUGUUUAUUGUUUUCCAUAGCAGCGCACCGUUUGCACUCAUCUACACACACACACACACACACACACUCACGCACACACACACACACCGAGACACACACUCACACACACAAACACACACAUACUCACACACACAGAGACACACACUCACACACACACACUCACUGACACACACUCACACUCACACACACUCACACUCACACUGCAUUAAUAGGUAAUAACACAAAGAGAACAUUUUAGUUAUUUAGCUGCUCCACACAGACCGUGAGCAGCUCUGAGGUGUCUGCUCCGUCACGCUGCACGUCUCGGCCUGGCAGGCGUCACAACAACAACGUCACAACAACAACAACGUCACAACAGUUCCAGCUCCGGCUCCUCUUGGGCACUGAGGGGCCAACUUUCCACCCAUCCUCACCCUGGGUGGAAUCUCCACUGCUCCCGGCCCCGGAUCCCCCAGGCUCUGUCUCCGUCUCCAGUGUCAGUUCUCAGCAGUUCUCUCCUCCCGAGGCUGAGACGGGGAGACGGGAGCUGAAAUCCUAGACGGGGAGACGGGAGCCGAACCCCUGACGGGGAGACGGGAGCCGAACCCCUAGACGGGGAGACGGGAGCCGAACCCCUGACGGGGAGACGGGAGCUGAACCCCUAGACGGGGUGACGGGAGCCGAACCCCUGACGGGGAGACGGGAGCUGAACCCCUGACGGGGAGACGGGAGCCGAAAUCCUAGACGGGGAGACGGGAGCCGAACCCCUGACGGGGAGACGGGAGCUGAACUCCUAGACGGGGAGACGGGAGCCGAACCCCUGAGGGGGAGACGGGAGCCGAACCCCUGAGGGGGAGACGGGAGCCGAACCCCUGACGGGGAGACGGGAGCUGAAAUCCUAGACGGGGAGACGGGAGCCGAACUCCUGAGGGGGAGACGGGAGCCGAAAUCCUAGACGGGGAGACGGGAGCCGAAAUCCUAGACGGGGAGACGGGAGCCGAACCCCUGACGGGGAGACGGGAGCCGAACUCCUAGACGGGGAGACGGGAGCCGAACCCCUGACGGGGAGACGGGAGCUGAACCCCUAGACGGGGAGACGGGAGCCGAACCCCUGACGGCGUCAAGUCCAUCGUCCACCGCGCUGGCGCUUGGGCAGGACUCUGUCUGCACUGCCUCUGUCCGUGUCGUGGGCGGCGCUGCCUGUCCCGUGAAUACGGGGUCUGACCACACAGGCCACGCUGUCAACCAGACACGGCCGUGCAGACCCGGCCUCUCAUCCCAGGGCUCCGGAGGCCGAGGCCAGAGGAUUGCCAGUUCAAAGCCUGCCUACGCUACGUAUGAGCUGUCUGAAUGGAGGGUCCUGGAACGGGCAAGUCUGCCUUUGCCCCAACGGCUUCACGGGGAACCUCUGCCAGGACAGAGUUCCCGUGGUGGUCUGCCAGAACGGAGGCACGUGGGACGGGCUCAAGUGCCAGUGUACCAGCCUGUUCUACGGGCCAAGGUGUGAGGACGUGGUGGACAGCAUCGAGAUCGAGCAAACGGUCUCUGCAUCCGUGGAAGUGACCGUGACGGUGACCAGCCAAAACUACAGCGAACAGCUACAGGACCGACAAUCCGAUGAAUUCAAGAAGUUCAAUAAAACAUUCACAGAGCAGAUGGCGAAAAUUUAUGCCGGGAUCCCUGAGUAUGACGGGGUUGUCAUCAAAGGGCUGAGGAAGGGCAGUAUCGUGGUGGAUUAUGACGUCAUCCUGAAGGCCCCGUACACUGAAGGAUACGAAAAUGUGGUAGAGGACAUCCGCAAUAAUGUGAAGGAAAAAAUCCAGAAUGCGACCGCUCAACAAGUACUUGUUGAUAAUAACUGUAGUAAAGAAUUUUUGCUGUGUUUCAACUCAGCUGCCACCAGUGUGCAAAACAUUUCCAUCACUGAAACUCCUGAAGAGGCGUGCCGGAGGCAGGCUGGAGAGGACUUUGCCAAGUAUGUCACCUUGGAAUACAAGGACACUAAGCUGCACUGCAUCACGCCCUGCUCAUCGGGCUACAAAGCCUCCUUGGACUGCCACUAUGGCAAGUGCCAGCUGCAGCGAAGCGGCCCCCAGUGCCUCUGCCUGACCACAGACACUCACUGGUACAGCGGGGAGACCUGCGACUGGGGCAUCCAGAAAAGCCUGGUCUACGGGCUGGUGGGAGCCGGGGCGGCCGUGCUGCUGGUGAUCCUGGUCAUCCUGGGCGUCUUCUCCUUCCGCUUCAGAAGAGAGGCCAACAGGCAAAGGUCCCGAGUGUCUCAGCUGCAGAGGUGGAAUGAGGAGGACGGCCGGGACCCUGGAGCCUUCCACAACGUCGGUUUCAACCACAACGAAGAACAAGAAGACUACGUCCACUUGGGCUCCAUGUACAGCAACUUCGGGGCCACCCUGAGACAUAUAGACCCUGAAAGAAAGAUCCAGAUUCAGAGGCCCCAGGUGGUCAUGACAUCACUGUAAACACUAACCCAAAAGCGGUUUCGCAUGGAUCCAUGGAGCUGAGGGCUGAGGAGAACCCCACUGGGUCAAGCAUGGUGGCACACGCCCUCCAUUGAGAACUCCCCAUGGGGAACUUACUGGGAAAUUGACCCUGUAGUUGGCGAGACUGAAUAAGAGAGAGACAAGAGUGAUGGAAGGUCGAACAGUGUGGAAAGUGCAGUGGGCAUGCCAUGAUGGUGGGCGAUGCCCCCGGAGUCCCAUGUCCAGAGAUGUUCUACUCCUGGCCCGAUUCAGCACCAAGGACAGUGCCGCCGCCACCCCCACCCCCACCCCAUACCCGUUGCUGCUAAAUGAUUGCUUUGACCCUGGGUUGCAUUUUACCAUCUGCAAAACACUCCUCUAAGAAAGAUUGACCCAUCUCCACGGGAAACACUGUUUUUAAUAUAGACUAUGUGUCUUCCCAAGGUCAUACUUAGUUUUGAGUUUCUUUCUGAUACUGGGUAUAAUUAAAGCUUUAUUUUGGUGCAUUCUAAUUAUUCCUAUGUAAAUA